AUAUUCGACCCGAGCUUGCUUCUACGUAUAGUAGUAUUCAUACUCUUCGAUUUUUCUCUUUUUUCACUUUUUGCACAGCACAGACAAAGCCAGUGUCUUUGAGCCACCCGCCAAGAAAGACAUUCCGCGAGCGCCAUCUCUCCCAAAGCGGAAGCUGAGAAGGCGAUGUCUCAAGACGGCGGGUCCACGGAGGAUCUUCGUGCCUAUCCCUCCGGGACAGUCAACGUCUCCUUCCAGCAUGACAUUCUCUCGCCGAGCAAAAGCUCUGACACUUCAACUCCCGAUAGACCGACCCGCCUUCACGUCUCCCUCCGCAACGUCUGCUACGAUGAAGCGACCAAGCAGUCCGAGGCAAAGCAGCUCUUCCACGUGAUCGACAAGCACCGGGCGCAUUUACGAGAGUGGCUUCCUUGGCUCGACUUUGUGAAGAAGUUUGAAGACCAGUUUUUCUUCUUGGAGAAGACUAGCUGCGAGGGAAAGGCGAAGAAGUCGUUUGUCCAGGUGAUCGAAGUUCGAGAGGAAACAGCAGCACCAGUCAUCGCGGGCACAUGCAGUUUCAACUUCGUGGACCACGAGAGGAAGAUCGGUUACGUUGGGUAUUGGCUGUCAAAGGAGUUUGCGGGUCUUGGAUUGAUGACGAAGUGCGUGGAGAAGCUUGUUCAAUUUGGUGAGAAGGAGUUCCAACUCCAGCACUUUGACAUUUCCUGUGCCGUGGGGAACUUGAAGAGCCAGAAAGUGGCGGGAAAGUUAGACGGGUUUUUGAAAUUGGAAGGCGUGAAGGACGUGGUGAAGUUGUACGGAGUGGAGCACGAGCUGAUGUCGUUUGUGAGAACAGUAGUGGAAAAACCCGACUAUUCGGCGCGGGAAGCGAGGAAGGAUUUUCAAGUCAGGGACCUGAUGUAGAGGAAGAAGAGGAUGAGGAGGAGCAGAUAUUCUAGCGCCGGAACAGCUGCAAUGCUUCAUUAUUGGUGGUACAGACGACAAUGCAAGUGGUCUGCACCUGACUGCUUCUGCUCUACUUGCGACCAGCACGGAGGCACUUUGUCUGUUUGCAGUGUUGUAGAAGUAGUUAGCGCAAGGCAGAGUCCUAGCAUCUCACUCGGAUAUGUUUCCGUCAGCAUCAGGCGAUCUCCGCUGAUAUGUACA
This is a messenger RNA of Effrenium voratum, 1146 nucleotides long. Lineage: Eukaryota; Dinophyceae; Suessiales; Symbiodiniaceae. The record is from the annotation of a GenBank genome assembly.